CGAGUGUUCCCCUCGACCUCGACGACGAUGGACGAGCGCUUCCGCGUGGACUCGUCGGCGUCCUCCGAGUUGGCAGAGCAGCCGAUGGACAUGGACCGCCCCGAGCAGUGGGUCUGGUGCCCCGACGAUGCCCUCGUGUGCGUACCCGGCGUCAUUGUGGCCCAAGGCGCGGACGCCAACACGCUCAUCGUGCACACGGAAGAUGGCGAGGAGCGGCAACUCGACAUUGACGAGGCGCUGCCUGUGUGCAUGGACCUCUCGCGCCGGGUCUCGGACGUCGCCGAGCUUUUCUUGCAGCGGCCCGAGGCGCCGCCGGACCAAGCCGACGCGAUCACGGCGCGCUUGCAUGGCAACCUCACGGGGCGCAACGAGACACAGGCGCAAGCGCUCGAGCACGCGCUACUGUACACGCUUCGUACGCGGUACCGCGACGAGCAGAUCUACACCGAGUGUGGCGCGUCCGUCCUGCUUAGCAUGAACCCGAAGCGGCCCGUGCCACUGUACACGCCGGACCGUAUCCGCGCGUACCGCCACCGACAGACGCUCCACGAGCUCCCACCGCACCUCUUUGGCCUCGCGGAAGAUGCGAUGCGUGCGCUGCACGAGUCGGGCGACGACCAAGCGAUUGUGCUCCUCGGCGAGAGCGGGUCGGGCAAGUCGGAAGCUGCCAAGCUCGUCUUGCAGUACCUCUGCCACCACGAACAGUCGCGCGGUAGCAUUCGCACCAAGUCGCGCUCCAACGCCAGCGAAGGCAGCGCCGCGUCGUCGUCGUCGUCGAUCUCGGUGCACAUCCCCGUCGAAGAGCAGAUUCUCCAUGCGGUCGCGGUGCUCGAGGCCUUCGGGCAUGUGCGCUUGGGGUCCAAUGCCAAUGCGUCUCGCGUUGCCAAGCUCACGUCAGUCGACUACGACACGCACGGCCGCCUCCUCGCGGGCAGUGUGACCACGUACGGCUUGGAGAAGGCGCGCGUGGUGCAGACCAAGGAGCGCAACUUCCACAUAUUUCACUACCUGCUGGCGGAAGCCAGUGUCAACCCGACGCUCUGCGACAUCCUCGACUUGCCCGAUACGGUGCUGGCCAAUACGUCGCCCUUUGCAUUUGCCCCCGGGGAGAUUCGACAAAGCGACGCCGCCAAGUACGCGGACGUGGUCGCAAGCCUCGCCGCGCUGCGCGUACCGUCGCACCACGUGCAGAACAUGAUGAAGGUCCUCGCGGUCAUCUUGCAUCUCGGCAAUGUCGUCUUUGUACCGGCGACGGCGCACGACACGUCGGAGAAUGCGAGCUGCGUCGUCCUCGACGCGUCGAGCCAAAGUCUGCUCCGCGCUGCGAGUCUGCUCGAGGUCGAAGCCAGCGUCCUCGACCACUACUUUCGCACGCGCAAGAUGGUCACGUCCAACCACCAGUCGUCGCUCAAGAUUGUGAGCGUGAGCCAAGCGGCGCGGGCGCGCGAUACGUUUUGCCGAAAUCUGUACGAAGCGCUUUUUAAUGCGGUGGUGUACCGUAUGAACGCCAGCCUCCGCUCCAAGGUCGAGCGCUACGAGAAGAGCAACAUCAUGGUCGAGAACCGGGGCAUCCACGUGCUCGAUGGCUUUGGCUUUGACAUGGUCGCGGACCCGUCGUCCUCCUCUGCCACGUCGUCGUCGUCCUUGCUCGACGAUACCAUGCUGCUCGUGCACGUCCAAGGCCUCGAGACGCUCCACGCCCAUUACUGGGCCGAGAAGGCGCGGUCGUUCUACCUCUCACGCGUCUUUGAGUCGCCGGCCGCGGCGUCACCGUUGGACCCGUCCAAGUACGUCCGCCUGUACGAAGCGGCACCGGCGGGUAUCUACGUCGUGCUGAACGAGCACAUGGCGUCCAAGACCAAGCAAGCCCAUGACGCGCACUUUGUCAACAAGCUCCUCGUGGCCAAUGAAAACAUUGGCAACCCGUCGCUGCAACCCGUGUUGCCGUCAUCGACCAACAAGAAGAACUACAAGCUGCAGUUCCUCGUGCACCACUCGGCGGGCUCGAUCAUCUAUGAAGCAGAGGACAUGGCGCGCCGGAACAACAAGAGCGUGUCGUCGACCGCCGCCGCGAUUCUCAAGUCGUCGCGCAACAGCUUUGUCAAAGGCCUUGUGGACCGGUAUGGCAACUCGCCGACGCACGCGGCGAGCGCGUCGGCCGCACACGUCCGGAUUGCUGUCAACUUUAGCGCGAUCAAGGCGAACCAACCGGACACCAACUCGGUCGCGACCGACCUCUUGCAGCAGGCAAGUGCGCUCUUUGACGGGCUCUCGGGCAUGGGGCAGCACUUUGUCGUAUGUGUCAACCCGGCCCAGUCGGCUGCGAUUGACGUCGACGCGCGCUAUGUGCUCCGACAGCUGCGGUCGUUCCAGGUCCUCGCGCUCAUGCACGCGUCGCAGCGGAACCUCUCGGUGCAGAUGACGCCGCCCCACUUUUUUGCGCGGUAUCGGCACCUCUGCGGCCACCGAAACACGCUCGAGUCGCUCGUGCGGUCGCUCACGGCGAUUGGCGUCCUCGAAGACCUGACGUGGCGCGUCGACAACAACCAAGUGUGGCUCACGCUCCACCAGCGCAAGAAGCUCGAAAAGGUCCGCGAGGUGUGCCUCAACGCCAAUGCGACCAUGCUGCAGCGGAAUUUGCAGCGCGGCGUGUACCGCAAGCUCUGUCUGCGCCGCCGGCAUGGCCUACAGAGUCUGCGUGACGCCAUGCACACCCGCGACCGUGCCGGCAUUCAGCAAGGCCUGGCGUUUGCAAAGACGUGGGUCGACCCGAAUGCGCAGGUCCGCCUCCUUGUGUCGGCCACGGCGAUGCUGCACCAGAUUGAGGAAGAGUCGUACUUGGUGUCGCUCUUGGACGACGCGCUCCGAAUGGACGUCAAGAUUGUACUGCAGUUUGCGCUGCACACGGUGACGACGCUGAGUCCGUCGUGGAAGCCCGAAAUGCUCAAGAGUGCGUCGACGCGCUUGCGUCACAAGACGACCAUGGACAAUGCGAUGACGGCGCUGCGACAAGCCAUGCUGUCGUCGACGGCCGACCCAUCCCGCCUCAUGGCGCUGCUCUCGGAGCAAGAAAGCCGCGGCUCGGACGAGCGCCAAGUGGCGACGAUGGUCAUGAUCCGCGCGCUUGAGACGAGGAAGGUCAAGGAUGCUGUCCUCAUCGGUCUGCCGACCAAAGGGGCAAGUGCAACCGAGUGGACCCAAGGCAUUGCACGUGCGAUCGAGUUUGGCUUGGGCGAUGCCCUCUUGGACAUGAUGGCUGCGUCUUGGGACGCCUGGGCGUGCCUCCGCGAGCAAGGGUCCACCGGCGACGUCAGUGCUGUCGAGGCCGUCCUCGAAAAGGCCGUCGCCAAGCAGUCGGUGACAACAAUCGAGGCGUGCUUGGGCAUUUUAUUAGAGGCCGGUUUUCCGCCGUCGCCGCUGCAGGACGCGGCGGCGCAGCUCUUGGAAAAGGUCCUCCUCAAGCCGAGUCUGGAGCGAUCCCAAGCGAUUGAGCUCAUCGACUUUGCGAUCGAAGCCGGGCAUCCACAGCUCUUGGCAGCGGCGCUCAAGCGCUGCAAGGCUGUGGGCAUGGCGUCGUGGGACGCCAACGUCAAGCGGGCGACGCAGGCGCAAGCGGCGUUGGCGAAUGCGACGGCGUUUGCCCCCAGUGACGAUGACGCGUGGCGACGUCUCGUGGCCAAGGACCUCGACGGCGUCCGCGCGACGGCGUCGGCCGACUCGCCCGUGCAGGCGAUCGUGGCGGCGUUGGACGCGCGGGCAGCGGCGGUUGCCGCGAUCCACGACCUCCCGCCCGAAGCGCAGCUUGAGCAAGCGGCACAGCUCGGCGUCCUACCGCAGUUUGCAUCGGUCGCCAAAGAUCUCUUCCAGCGCCUCGACGCCGCGCGCAACGUGGAAGCGCUUAUGCACUGGACAACGUUCCUCGCGUUCCGCUUGGACCACGGCCAGGAAGUGCGGCAAGACAUGCUGACGCUCCUUGCGUCCCAGACCCAACUUGUGACGAGCCUCGGGGCCACCAACGCACACGCCGCACUGGACGCCGCCGCCUCGAUCACCAAGCGGCUCCAGCGUGCGCUCACGAACCGGUCCAAGCUCGAAAAGCUCUUGAAGGCGCCCGUCAAUGCCCGUGCGCUGGCCAAAGGGAUUGACGAAGCGUCGGACGCCGGCGUCGACGCCGUGCUCUUGUCGGCAGCCCAAGACGUCCUCCGGAAGCUCUCGGUGGCCGCAACCGACGAGACAGUGGACGAGACGCCGUCCUCGUCGAUCGUCGAUGCGUCGACCAAUGGCGCGCCCCUCGAGAUGGCAACGUACCCCGGUCUUCGCGUGCUUCGCGACGAAAACCCGCCGCCGUUCCAGUGGGAAUACCGUGUACUCGAUCAGCCGGUGCUUGCAAGUAUCCCGGCGCACCACAGCGUGUACAUUCAUCGGUGCAUCCUCGGCUACAUGCGCGACCGCGUCAUGUCGUUCCGCGAGAUGCUUGCGCAGAGCAUCUUGCAAAUCGGGUUGGCCCACACGCACCUCGUCGACGAGAUUUUCGCUCAGUUAGUCAAGCAGCUGACCAACAACCCGCGCCGCGAGAGCGUCCGGCGCGGCUGGGACCUCCUCGGACUGUGCUUGACGUGCUUUCGACCUUCGUCCAGCCUGCACCCGUACCUCGUGGCGUUCUUGUCCAAGGACGUGGCCUCGUCCACGAGUCGGCGUCGGCUCGGGACGACGACAACCGACAGCGACGACGACCAGUAUGUGGACGACGAGCCGAGAAUGGUCCAAGACGACGAUACGCCCCUCGACCAGCGUCUGGCGCUCAUGAAGGCCCGCGGCGUCGCCCAGUACUGCCUUGCCCGCCUCGAGGGCGACAGCGCGGCCGAAGGGUUUCUUCCAAGCCUCGGUGAGCUCCAGUCGUUUGAAUUGCGCUCGCCGUUUGUCGCGAGCAUCGAGCUUCUCGACGGGACGCUGUUGACGACCAACUUUCCUGUCUCGCCCGAGCUCAGCGUCAUGAACGUCGUGCAAGUGUGCGCCCACUUUUUGCAUUUGAGCGAAGACCUUUCACGCUUGCUCGGGUUGGCGCUCUUGUCGGAUGACGCGCCGACCGCGACGUGGUGCCAUCCAUUGGCGUACCUCUGCGAUGUCUACUACGACCCGAUCCGACACCGCCGCCGCCCGGCCCGCCUUCGGUUCGUUCUCAAGGUGCGGCUGCUGCCGCCACUCGCCUUGGUCGAAGACGAUCUCUUUCGCCGGCUCUUGUACCUGCAAGCCAUGGACGAUAUUGUGACGGCGUCGGCACUGCCGUACACGCAUGCCGAGACGUUGGUGCGCCUCGCGGCGUACGCGAUGCUGAUCGAUACGUCCCCGGACCUGACGCCAUCGAGCGAAGACGAGGUGCUCGAUAUGAACGUGUACGACUACCUCCCACCGGCGUGGCACGUGGAGAAGACCGAGGACGAGUGGGCCGAGCUCAUUUUCGCGCACCUCUCGCGCUUUGCCGCCGAGCUGAGCUUGGCCGAGUGGCAAGACCGGUUCAUGGACGAAGUCACAAAGCACCGGCUGUACGGCAGUCACUUUUUCACGAUCGACCGUGUUGCGAGCAGCAAAAGCAGCGCGCUCACCAAUGUGUUUGAUCUCGUCGGCGACGCGUCGUGCCGCGUCGGCGUUAACGGCCACGGCAUCCACUUCCUCAAGGCCGAGACGGUCGUCAUGAGCUGGGAACACGCCGACGUGGCGAGCGUGAGCGGCAACGGCGACAAGAUCGCGGUUCAAACGACCCAAGCGACCCUCGUGGGCCUCUGCGUCGAGGCGGACGCGCUGCGCCAGCUCCUCCACGACUAUGCGCAGUGGACCGCCAAGCCGACGCUGCUGCGUGCGUCGAGCCGGGUCCCGUACCUCGGUGCGUAGACAACUGUGCUUUAGAGUGUUAAGCUGUGUGUAUGAAUGCAAGUCCAGUCGUUCUUGGUCCUUCACGC
Messenger RNA from Saprolegnia diclina VS20, 5957 nucleotides. RefSeq lists its product as hypothetical. Lineage: Eukaryota; Oomycota; Saprolegniomycetes; Saprolegniales; Saprolegniaceae. The record is from RefSeq and is a predicted model, not a curated record. The transcript is spliced from 2 exons. Gene Ontology annotation, cellular component: myosin complex; cytoplasm; actin cytoskeleton. Gene Ontology annotation, biological process: actin filament organization; vesicle transport along actin filament. Gene Ontology annotation, molecular function: actin filament binding; ATP binding; microfilament motor activity. Bases 28 to 5889 code for a protein of 1953 amino acids.